AAUUUCAGCAAAGAAUACUCGCGAUUCACUUGUAGGUAAGACUUGAAUAGUAAAAUUUUAAUUUUGUGCAAAUAUGACGUUUAAUUCAGUAUUAACAGCGUUGAUUACUUUCCAAAUAUUUAAAACCGGCUUUAGUUCUUAUGAAUUCAGCAAACAAAUUUGUUCCCAAUAUAAACAGCCCUGUAAUAAAAGAAUCAACCCAUUAAUUGUUGGUGGAACAAACGUUGAUGCAAAAGAAUUCCCUCACAUGGCCCUCAUUGGUUUUGGAGAAGAAAAUGACAUACAAUACGAAUGUGGAGGCGCAUUAAUCAGCAGCAAUUUUGUACUCUCUGCUGCACACUGUGGUGACAGUCGUGAAUUUGGGCCAGCAACCAAAGUUAAAUUCGGUCUAAUCCAUCGUGAUGAGACGAGUGCUCACGUCCAAGUACGAAACAUAAUCGAGGUGUUCAUUCAUCCUGAGUAUAAACGACCUAUUAAGUACCAUGACAUCGCCUUGUUCAAAUUGGAUAAGAAUGUAGCGUUCAGUGAUUUUGUGAGGCCCGCAUGUUUGAACACCGAGAAAAAUCUCAAUGGAUUGGUGCCAAGUGCGAUUGGUUUCGGCAAAACUAAAUUUACUGAUGAGAAGGGGAAUCCAGAACUAAAAAAAGUUAAUCAACCGAUUUUAGAAAAUUCAGUUUGUCAACCGUUUUACUCUUCGAUGCGUGUGAGUACACUGAAUCAAGGUGGUUUGAUUGAUAAGCAAAUAUGCGCGGGCGUAUUAAGUGGUGGUCAGGAUACAUGCCAAGGUGAUUCCGGUGGGCCCUUACAGACUUAUCUGAGAGAACCACUGUGUAAUUACAAUAUUAUUGGUAUUACUUCGUUUGGGAAGUUUUGUGGAUAUGCUAAAUCUCCUGCAAUUUAUACAAAUGUUUAUCAUUAUGUGCCGUGGAUUGUUCAAACUGUUUGGAAAAGUAAUUACUUGUACCGCUUAGUCGUCCACCUCUCCGCCAUUGCUUCCGGUUGGGGAAAAACAGAAGACGCUGAUGGUAGCGAUGAUUUACUCAAAGUCACAUUGGAGUUCUUUAGCCAAAACGAAUGUUUUAAAUAUUUUCCUGCAAACAGGCGUAAAUACAGCGAGGGUAUCAUAGAAAAAUCACAGAUUUGUGCUGGAUCACGAUCUGAAUUGAAAGAUACAUGUCAGGGAGACUCUGGAGGUCCUCUUCAAAUAUUCAGCGAUGUACCAUGCAGUUAUUCAUUGGUAGGAAUCACAUCAUUCGGCAAGUUUUGCGGUAUUGUGAAGGUACCAGCAGUUUACACAAGAGUUUAUAAUUAUCUAGAGUGGAUUGAAAAAAAUGUUUGGCCGUAAAUUUAAAUAUCAACCAAACAAAAUGGAAUUUUAAUUUUAGUUAAUGGUAUUUUAAUUACCGACAGGUUUAGCGAUUAUUAUUAUAUGUGACACGUAAAACUAAUGUAAUUUUUUAUACUGUACAAUACAAUAGACAUAAAUUAUUUAAGCA
Messenger RNA from Dalotia coriaria, 1496 nucleotides. Its product is annotated as serine protease snake-like. Gene Ontology annotation, molecular function: serine-type endopeptidase activity. The transcript is spliced from 6 exons. The record is from RefSeq and is a predicted model, not a curated record. The coding region runs from base 74 to 1345 and encodes 423 amino acids. Gene Ontology annotation, biological process: proteolysis. Lineage: Eukaryota; Metazoa; Arthropoda; Insecta; Coleoptera; Staphylinidae.